Molecule: messenger RNA, 1680 nt
Organism: Closterium sp. Naga37s-1
Lineage: Eukaryota; Viridiplantae; Streptophyta; Zygnematophyceae; Desmidiales; Closteriaceae
Source: the annotation of a GenBank genome assembly
AUGGCUCCGCUAGGAAGGUCACGCCCUGGCUACUCCCCGUGGUGCUCGGAGGAGCCCGUGAGGGUGGGGACAGGAGUGUGCUGCUCUUGGGGACGAUGGAAGGGGUGGGGAGGGGUGAGAGGCGGGACUGUGAGUGCCCUUGGGAGGCUGGUGGACCACCUGCAAGCGUGGGGUCAGGCAUUGAAGGCCAGGGCCCUGGCUGCCCCUCUUGAUGCUAGAAGGUGCCCCUGCAGGUGGGGGCGGGAAUGUGGUGCUUCUGGGGGAGGUUGGGCUGAAAGAUGGGGGAGUAAGGAUGGGAGCGCCUUCGAGAGGCUCUGUCCUCAUUGCCUCCUCCAGCCCCUCCAUCAGUCCACCUGCCGGCAAGGGGUUGGGUAUGGGGGGGGAAGGGAGGACCUCACCAUGGGGCUGCAGGGGGGUUGGGUCCGCCUCAGAGGCAAGUCUAUAGUCCCAUCCGCUGUCUUAGCCGCCUUAGCUGUCCCCUCCCCCGCUGCAGCCCCUGCUGCACCUUCUCCUGCAACAGCCGGGGCUGCACUCUCUCUUGCACCUACCCCUACUUCACCCAGACGCCCUGCAGCCCCCGCAUCCCCCUCUCCUGCUGAGGAUCCCACUGCUCCCCCCCCUGCUGCCAUUACCGCUGCUGCCCUCACUUAUGAAGCCUUUCUUACCAUAGCACCCCUCCCUGCUGUAGUCACCCCUGAUGUAGCCUCCACCACCUCUGCUUUGGCCCGUGCCACCCCUACUGCCUGUGCUGCCUGGCCCAUGCUGCCUAUGCCUGCAGCCUCAUCUCAGCCCCUCUCCCCCACCAAACCAAAAGCUGCCGCCUUUGUAGCGACUUCUGAGGCCCUUUUUGGUGCUUCUGCAGCCCCAUCCGCAGCACUUGCCACUCCCGCUGUGGUUCUUGCUGCCCCUUCUUCAGCCUCGACUGCCCAACCUGCAAUCCCUGCCGGCCCUGCCGUGGCUUGUGCCACCACUGUUUCCCGUGCUGUUCGGACUGCGUUGCUCAAGCAUGCAGCCCUAUUCUCUGCAGCUUCUGCAGCUCCACUUGCUGCCAUCCCCACCGGCUCAGGAGCUGCCGCCCCAGCGAUGGCUCCUGCUGCCCUCCCUACUACCCCCUUCUGCAGCCCUUUCCGCCCCAACCACAGUCUCUGCCUCCCCUGGUCCAGCCUCCACCGCACCUACCACAGCCUUCGCUGCCCUAUUUCCUCCGGCGACUCCUGUGCUGUCUUCGGGAGCCUCUGCUGUCCCCUGCAGCCUCUGAGGCCCCUUCCCUUGCAGCCUCUGCGGCCCCUUCCCCUGCAGCCCCUGCUUGCCCUUUCCUCUGCAGCCUCUGCUGCCCCUUCCCAUGUAGCCUCUGCUGCCCCUUCCCCUGCAGCCUCUACUGCCCCUUCCUCUGCAGCCUAUGCUGUCCCAUCCUGUGCAGCCUCUGCUGCCUCUGCUGCCCCUUCCUCCGCAGCCUCUGCUGCCCCUUCCCCUGCAGCCUCUGCUACCCUUUCCUCUGCAGCCUCUACUGCCCCUUCCCCUGCAGCCCCUGCUGCCCCUUCCCCUGCAGCGUCUGCUGCAAGUCCCCCCCCAGCUCUGCCCUCCCCCCCCCUCUAUGUUCUUGGGUCGGGUGCCGCCCCUGCUACUACCUGGAAGGAGGGUGGGUUGAGAUGGGGCAACCGGGUUGGGGUGGGGUUUUGA